Pongo pygmaeus (Bornean orangutan) is the source of this 1944-nucleotide messenger RNA. It is a transcript of the gene NR1H3, whose product is annotated as nuclear receptor subfamily 1 group H member 3. The transcript has 10 exons. NCBI's taxonomy places the organism in Eukaryota, Metazoa, Chordata, Mammalia, Primates, Hominidae. The coding region runs from base 452 to 1795 and encodes 447 amino acids. Gene Ontology annotation, cellular component: RNA polymerase II transcription regulator complex. Gene Ontology annotation, molecular function: zinc ion binding; RNA polymerase II cis-regulatory region sequence-specific DNA binding; nuclear receptor activity. The record is from RefSeq and is a predicted model, not a curated record. Gene Ontology annotation, biological process: cell differentiation; positive regulation of transcription by RNA polymerase II; negative regulation of inflammatory response.
AGAGCGCUGGGUAAGGAGAGGAAAGGGAGAGACAUGGAACUUGGCCGGUCUGCAGGGAAAUGCCACUGUUUUGGGCGGGAGUAGGGGGGCAGGAGGGGCGGGAGUGGCGGGAGAGGGGGUGGCCGGCUGGGGAGGAGCCAGCCUGGUGGAGAAGCUGCCCUGUGGGCGGGGGUGAAGAGGGGAGGGCUGUGGUCGUCAGGCAGGAAGGAGGGGUGGCCUGACCCCUCGGCAGUCCCUCCCCUCAGCCUUUCCCCAAAUUGCUACUUCCCUGGGGCUCCAGGUCCCGCUUGUGCUCAGCUCCAGCUCACCGGCUGGCCACCGAGACCUCUGGACAGGGAACUGCACCAUCCUCUUCUCCCAGCAAGGGGGCUCCAGAGACUGCCCACCCAGGAAGUCUGGUGGCCUGGGGAUUUGGACAGUGCCUUGGUAAUGACCAGGGCUCCAGGAAGAGAUGUCCUUGUGGCUGGGGGCCCCUGUGCCUGACAUUCCUCCUGACUCUGCGGUGGAGCUGUGGAAGCCAGGCGCACAGGAUGCAAGCAGCCAGGCCCAGGGAGGCAGCAGCUGCAUCCUCAGAGAGGAAGCCAGGAUGCCCCACUCUGCCGGGGGUACUGCAGGGGUGGGGCUGGAGGCUGCAGAGCCCACAGCCCUGCUCACCAGGGCAGAGCCCCCUUCAGAACCCACAGAGAUCCGUCCACUAAAGCGGAAAAAGGGGCCAGCCCCCAAAAUGCUGGGGAACGAGCUAUGCAGCGUGUGUGGGGACAAGGCCUCUGGCUUCCACUACAAUGUUCUGAGCUGCGAGGGCUGCAAGGGAUUCUUCCGCCGCAGCGUCAUCAAGGGAGCGCGCUACGUCUGCCACAGUGGCGGCCACUGCCCCAUGGAUACCUAUAUGCGUCGCAAGUGCCAGGAGUGUCGGCUUCGCAAAUGCCGCCAGGCUGGCAUGCGGGAGGAGUGUGUCCUGUCAGAAGAACAGAUCCGCCUGAAGAAACUGAAGCGGCAAGAGGAGGAACAGGCUCAUGCCACAUCCCUGCCCCCCAGGGCUUCCUCACCCCCCCAAAUCCUGCCCCAGCUCAGCCCGGAGCAACUGGGCAUGAUCGAGAAGCUGGUUGCUGCCCAGCAACAGUGUAACCAGCGCUCCUUUUCUGACCGACUUCGAGUCACGCCUUGGCCCAUGGCACCAGAUCCCCAUAGCCGGGAGGCCCGUCAGCAGCGCUUUGCCCACUUCACUGAGCUGGCCAUCGUCUCUGUGCAGGAGAUAGUUGACUUUGCUAAACAGCUACCCGGCUUCCUGCAGCUCAGCCGGGAGGACCAGAUUGCCCUGCUGAAGACCUCUGCGAUCGAGGUGAUGCUUCUGGAGACAUCUCGGAGGUACAACCCUGGGAGUGAGAGUAUCACCUUCCUCAAGGAUUUCAGUUAUAACCGGGAAGACUUUGCCAAAGCAGGGCUGCAAGUGGAAUUCAUCAACCCCAUCUUCGAGUUCUCCAGGGCCAUGAAUGAGCUGCAACUCAAUGAUGCCGAGUUUGCUUUACUCAUUGCUAUCAGCAUCUUCUCUGCAGACCGGCCCAACGUGCAGGACCAGCUCCAGGUAGAGAGGCUGCAGCACACAUAUGUGGAAGCCCUGCAUGCCUACGUCUCCAUCCACCAUCCCCAUGACCGACUGAUGUUCCCACGGAUGCUAAUGAAACUGGUGAGCCUCCGGACCCUGAGCAGCGUCCACUCAGAGCAAGUGUUUGCACUGCGUCUGCAGGACAAAAAGCUCCCACCGCUGCUCUCUGAGAUCUGGGAUGUGCACGAAUGACUGUUCUUCCCCCAUAUUUUCUGUUUUCUUGGCUGGAUGGCUGAGGCCUGAUGGCUGCCUCCUAGAAGUGGAACAGACUGAGAAGGGCAAACAUUACUGGGAGCUGGGCAAGGAGAUCCUCCCGUGGCAUUAAAAGAGAGUCAAAGGGU